AUGGUUACUAUAUUUCAAGUUGCCUUAGGUGCCCCUGAAUCUGAUCUGAUUCCCAAGUUGCCAGGCCAAACACAAAAUAUUAGCUUCAAACAGUAUAGUGGGUAUAUCACCACAAAUAAAGUAAAUGGGAGAGCCUUGUUUUAUUACUUUGUAGAGGCAGAGAAAAAUCCUACAUCUAGCCCAUUGACCCUGUGGUUUAAUGGAGGGCCAGGUUGCUCAUCAGUUGGUUUUGGGGCAUUCAUGGAGCAUGGUCCUUUCAAGCCCAUUAGUGAAGGCCUUUUGGAGCAAAAUAAAUACUCUUGGAAUAAAGAAUCAAACAUGCUGUAUGUAGAGAGUCCUGUUGGAGUGGGAUUCUCAUAUUCCAAUACUACUUCAGACAAUACUUCCAAUGAUACACUUUCUGCUCAAGACAAUUUGGAUUUCCUUCUUAAUUGGUUGGAGAAAUUCCCCGAACUUAAGGAUGUAGACAUUUACUUAGCAGGAGAGAGCUUUGCAGGACACUACGUACCCCUAUUGGCAGCCCUUGUGGUGGAUCACAACAAAAGGCCAAAUAUCACACCCAUAAAGCUAAAAGCAAUACUACUAGGGAAUCCCCUUCUGGACUUGGAGAUAUGUGUCAACAAUGGAGAAUACCUGUGGUCACAUGGUUUGAUAUCAGAUAGCUCAUACUUAAUGGAUCAAACUGUGUGUAACAACUCAAGAUAUUUGAAUAUAUACUACCAAGAUGACUGGACACAGGCUUGUCAAGACGUGAGCAACAAUAUAACAGCUGAUAUAGGAGAUGCAGUGGACAUACAUGAUGUCACAUUAGGUGCAUGUUUAUCUGACAUUCCAACGCAGGCAAUACCAUCAAGAGAUCAUGGAAAGAUUCAUACCAUGAGUUUGCAGAAAAUAAAUGAUAUCGAUCUCUGCGUUGGAGAUAAGAUAUUGGCUUAUCUAAACAAUCAGGAGGUGCAGAAAGCACUUCAUGCCAAUACAACCAGCCUGCCUUAUCCAUGGGAUUUCUGUUUCGGGCCACUUUUCUAUCAAGAAAACAACAUGGCCAAUGACAUAAAACCAGUGCUUGCUAAGCUUCUAGAGGGUGGUCUUCCAAUUUUUCUAUUCAGUGGAGACCAAGAUGCAGUGGUGCCACUGACAAGCACUAGAACCAUUGUUGACAAUCUGGCUAAGGAAUUGAAACUAUUCAAACUCCUAAGAUACAGUCCAUGGUAUGAUCAAAAACAGGUUGCAGGAUGGACUCAAGCAUAUGGGACACCAAUAAAUGGGAAGAACCAGACCCUUCUCACCUAUGCAACUGUGCGGGGAGCAUCGCAUACUGUUCCAUACACUUCUCCAUCAGAGGCACUCGCUUUGUUCAGAGCUUUACUCAAAGGGUUGCCUUUACCUAACAAGUAG
Messenger RNA from Cryptomeria japonica (Japanese cedar), 1395 nucleotides. Its product is annotated as serine carboxypeptidase-like 45. The record is from RefSeq and is a predicted model, not a curated record. Gene Ontology annotation, biological process: proteolysis. Gene Ontology annotation, molecular function: serine-type carboxypeptidase activity. Gene Ontology annotation, cellular component: vacuole. Bases 1 to 1395 code for a protein of 464 amino acids. The transcript is spliced from 10 exons. Lineage: Eukaryota; Viridiplantae; Streptophyta; Pinopsida; Cupressales; Cupressaceae.